GCGGCAUUCUCGGCGCAGUCAACAUCGUCUAAAAGCUGACUAUCUGCAUGCAUCUUCUGGGGCGGCCCGGUGUCCAGAUCCAGCAUAAGGUGCAUGGGAGUGGUUGAAAAGGACACGCCAAUCCUAAUUGACUGGUCACCUGAAAUUAUUUGCAAUAUGGAGCCAGCUUACAAGUCCCCUCAUCGUAAUCUCAGACACCCGUCACUAAAUAACGCUCACUUAACAAAGCGGACUGAACAUCAGCAACCUGCAGUACAUAUUUAGACUUUGUCAUAUGCACUACCUAGAUUUAGGGACGGACCGUGCUAUUAGUGCGCUGUUAGGCCAAGACGGCUUGAACUAAAGCACCUAACACACCCGCUGCGAUAGAACGGGGCCAUCCUGUGGUCACAAUGGACCGCACGCCUCCACCACGGAGGCAAGGUGGAAAUAGUUGGAGACCUGCGACCUCAGCCACUGGUGGGUCAGAGAACGUAACCUACAAGCGUACUUGGCCCGCUCCACGCCUGGAAUUCAGCUCCAGUCCACCGAAUCUGUCACAAGUACAGUCGACUAUCGUGCAGCAUUCUCCAGCUGAACAACGUGACUACAAGUCAAAUCGUAUUGAUACUCCACCCGAUUCAAUCAGCUUGACGACUUCCCAUGAAGAGAACUUUUGGGACGGGUCAGAUACUGAGGGGUCUGAUGAGGCAGGAGGAGUGAGAAUCCAAAGCAAAGAUAGUGCAGUGGGCGCAACAAGAACAGGCUUGGUUCAAUCUUUGGCUCGUCGCUUCAGGAAACGAUUUCAUAAAAGAAAUGUGCUACCACUGGAUAAGCAAGAACUGGAAAGACAUGAUUGGCAGCAUGAGAUCAUGUGUGCUGUUCAUGGUGGCAGGCUGCAUUUAGCCCCCAUUCUGCGACCGAGAAAAGUACUCGAUAUUGGCACUGGAACAGGGAAAUGGGCUGUGGAAUUCGCAAAGGUAAAUCCCAACACUUCAGUUCUCGGCAUCGACCUAAACCCUGUCACGACUACCGAGUUACCUCUAAACUGCCACCUCUUGGUCGCAGAUGCCCUUCAAGAAUGGAAAUUUGGCAAUAUGUUUGACUUCAUUCACGUCAGGAACCUUGGAGAUUUCUCACCUGAGCGAAGAUAUUUGAUUGAGCCAAUUUUUCAACACCUGGCUCCGGGUGGCUGGGUUCAAUUUCAGGAGUGGGUUUACAGUUUCAAAUCCGGCAAUCAUUCCCUGAAUGGUACGACAUUGAAAGAGUAUAGCGAUCUGCUCGUACGAGGUACUCGCCAGUUAAGAGGUGGGCGGAACAGGUCUAUUGUUUCGUUCAAAAGCCGUAUGGAAAUAGCUGGUUUCCAAUCAAUUACAGAACGGAAAUACCCAGUCCCCAUCAACCCGUGGCCGCCGAAGGGAAAGUCUAAGAGGCUUGGCGCCAUGAUGAUGCAGAAUAUGCUCCAGGUUGUAGAGCCGUUAUCGUUUGCGACGCUAGUAGGAGGCUUGGGAUGGUCACCAGAGGCACUCGAUUCCUAUGUGUCGCGGGUCAGAGAUGACUUGCAGAACACAGACAUCCACGGUUAUCUUAUCUUGCUAACAGUAUACGGUCAAAAGCCCACAGUGAGCUCUGGGAGUCGGUGUUAGCCGCGCUGCGACAGAACUGUAGUGAGCUCGGCCAUUGCUAUAAAAUUUGAAUCAAAUCAAAAGUUCUAAGGGGUCUAUCAGCGUGAUACCGCAGCCAUACUGCAUAAUGCGGAGUGGGAAGAGUGCCGAAAAUGGUCAUAAUUGAACUAUUUGAUGAGAUAACUCAGUGUUAUACUAC
Truncatella angustata is the source of this 1803-nucleotide messenger RNA. Its product is annotated as S-adenosyl-L-methionine-dependent methyltransferase. The transcript is spliced from 9 exons. Gene Ontology annotation, molecular function: methyltransferase activity. The coding region runs from base 393 to 1625 and encodes 410 amino acids. The record is from RefSeq and is a predicted model, not a curated record. Lineage: Eukaryota; Fungi; Ascomycota; Sordariomycetes; Amphisphaeriales; Sporocadaceae.